AUGUCGCCCCCUUCGGCCACCACCACCAAUCCCUCUUCCUCAUCCCACCUCUCCUCCUCCUCCUCCGCCUCGCCAGCCGCCGCCGCCGCGCAGCGCAUGCCCGUGAAGCAAAAGAUGGCCGUCUCGCUCAAGUCGCUCAUGUCGUCGGUGCUGGGCCGGGGGUCGUCCGGCUCCGGCGCCGGCGCGACCCCGGGGGUCACGGAGCUGUUCGCCAAGACGGACCCGGCGCGCGACGGCGACGAGUGCCUGCACGACUGCGACAGCUGCACGGUGCGGUACCCGCGCGGCUUCAAGAUCGACGAGGAGGACCUGCUGUACGGGCACGUCAAGGGCUGGAGCACGCAUGUGCUCGUCGGCACGGGCAAGGCCGACUGGGUGCGCGACGUGGCCGACGAGAAGGGCAGUGUCAUGGAGGCCAUUGACAGGGCGGAUCGCCUCAUGCUCUCCGCCUCCAACAUGCCCACCCCCCACGACACCAGCGACUACUCGGAGCCCACCACCGUCCUCCUCCUCCCCGCCUUCACCCUCGUCCAAAACGUCCACCCGCGCAACGUCCCCACGCUCCUCUCCCAGAUCGUCAGCAACGCGCCCACAAACACCUCGCCCCUGCGCCUCGAGAGCCAUCCGCCGCUGCCGCGCUCCAUCCCCAGCCCGGACCCGUCCUCCGUCCCCGACCUCCUCACCCGCCCCUGCCCCCACAGCGCCGUCAUCCUCAUGUGCAGCCAGAAGACGCGCGACGCCCGCUGCGGCCAGAGCGCGCCCCUGCUGCGCAAGGAGCUCGAGCGCCACCUGAGGCCCCUCGGCCUGUACCGCGACCUGCACGACGAGCGGCCCGGCGGGGUCGGCAUCUACUUCAUCAGCCACGUCGGCGGGCACAAGUACUCGGCCAACGUCAUGAUCUACCGCCGGCCCAACGCCUUUGGCCAGGACGACGAUGACGCCGUCGUCGAAGAAGAGACGCACGACCCGCAGAGCUCAGCGUCGGAUCAUCCCGCGCCCAACGGCAACGGCAACGGCAACGGCGAGGCCAACGGCAACGGCAAGCCCGCCAACGGCGACGCCAAAGCCGACCUCGGCGCCGGGCAGUGCAUCUGGCUCGCGCGCGUCAAGCCCGAGGACUGCGAGAACCUCGUCCCCAGCUGA
This is a messenger RNA of Purpureocillium lilacinum, 1143 nucleotides long. The record is from RefSeq and is a predicted model, not a curated record. NCBI's taxonomy places the organism in Eukaryota, Fungi, Ascomycota, Sordariomycetes, Hypocreales, Ophiocordycipitaceae.